Molecule: messenger RNA, 1575 nt
Organism: Plectropomus leopardus (leopard coralgrouper)
Lineage: Eukaryota; Metazoa; Chordata; Actinopteri; Perciformes; Serranidae
Gene: cyp21a2
Product: cytochrome P450, family 21, subfamily A, polypeptide 2
Biological process (GO): hormone biosynthetic process; progesterone metabolic process
Molecular function (GO): heme binding; iron ion binding; steroid 17-alpha-monooxygenase activity
Source: RefSeq, a predicted model, not a curated record
AUGGCAUUAGAGAUAUCAGUGAUCACUGUGGGAGCUGUGCUGCUAGUUAUGCUGCUGUUGAUUUGCAUUUGUGGUCAGAGAGACAAAUUUGUAAAGGAUGAUCGCAAGGGAGGUAAAUCCACAGUUGAAUGGGGACUGCUGCAGUCUUUCUAUCAGCUCCUUCCCUGCUCCUCGUCUCCUUCCCUCCCAGGUCCUCCCAGUCUCUUCCUCAUAGGCAACAUGAUGGAGCUCACACACGACCACCUGCCAAUUCACCUGACCAAUCUGGCGCUGCGGUAUGGAAACAUCUAUCGCCUGAAAUGUGGAAACACAACCAUGGUGGUACUUAAUAGUACUGAAGUCAUAAGAGAAGCGCUGGUAAAAAAAUGGUCAGACUUUGCAGGGAGGCCAGUUUCAUACACAGGUGAUAUUGUGUCUGGGGGAGGGCACACCAUCUCUCUGGGGGACUAUAAUGAGGAGUGGAGGGCACAUCGUCGUCUCGUCCACAGUGCUUUGCAGCGCUGCUGCCAGCAGUCGUUGCACGAUGUUAUAGAGAGACAGGCGCUGCAUCUGAAAGAGGUUUUGAUGGACUAUCGAGGCAGUGCAGUUGAUCUCUCGGAGGAUUUCACAGUGGCAGCCAGUAAUGUCAUCACCACUUUGGCUUUUGGAAAAGAAUACAAUAAGAGUUCUUUGGAGCUGCAGCAGCUGCACAGCUGUUUGAAUGAGAUCGUUGCUCUGUGGGGCUCCUCCUGGAUUUCUGUUCUGGACUCAUUCCCACUGCUCAGAAAAUUACCUAAUCCUGUGUUUGCAAGUCUCCUCAAAGAGGUGGCCAAGAGAGAUGAAAUUAUAAGAGAACAUCUCAACAAUUACAAGUCACAAGCCCAAAAAACUGAGAAUGCCAUCACAGGGUCCCUCCUCCAGGGCAUUGACAAACAUCAAACCACAGAACAUGAAGUGCUCCUGACAGAUAUUCACGUUCACAUGGCCACUGUGGACCUUCUCAUCGGGGGAACAGAGACCACAGCAGCCUGGCUGAACUGGACUGUGGCGUUCCUCUUACACAGACCAGAGGUGCAGAACAAAGUGUAUGAGGAGUUGUGCACAGUGCUAGAGGGGCGAUACCCCAAGUACAGUGACAGGCACAGACUUCCUGUCCUGUGCUCUGUGAUUAAUGAGGUGCUCAGACUCAGGCCAGUUGCCCCGCUCGCAGUGCCACACAGAGCCGUCAGAGACAGCAGUAUUGCAGGUUACUUCAUCCCAAAGAACACAGUCAUCAUUCCUAAUCUUUUUGGAGCUCACCACGACCCUGCAGUCUGGUCUGACCCAUACAGCUUCAAACCAGAGCGCUUUCUGGAAGGAGGCGGGGGCUCCACACACGCCCUGAUCCCUUUCGGAGGGGGGGCUCGCCUCUGCCUGGGAGAGUCUGUCGCCAAAAUGGAGCUCUUUCUGUUCACUGCCUAUUUGCUGAGAGAUUUCCAGUUCAUCUCUCCCGAGAGCGAGGCCUCUCUGCCCGACCUGAGAGGAGUUGCUAGUGUUGUGCUCAAGGUCAAGUCCUACACAGUUAUAGCACAUCCGAGACCUGCGACCAAUCCCUGA